Messenger RNA from Diorhabda sublineata, 3538 nucleotides. Its product is annotated as synaptogenesis protein syg-2-like. The record is from RefSeq and is a predicted model, not a curated record. The transcript has 13 exons. Bases 140 to 2479 code for a protein of 779 amino acids. NCBI's taxonomy places the organism in Eukaryota, Metazoa, Arthropoda, Insecta, Coleoptera, Chrysomelidae.
UAGGGGUAGGUUUUCACCCUCUUUGUGUUUUUUUCUGGGAAAUUUGAAUACUUCGCGCCGCUACAUCGCGAUUUUUGUAAACCGAGUUUUCGUGUUAGUGGAAACUUUGUGGUUUUCGGAAAGUGUUUUUUUUUUGGAAAUGAAAUUGUUUGUGGGAGCUGUUUUAUAUUUUUCUUUUGUCUAUGGCCAGACAAGUAUACCUGAAGAAGAAGAAACCGAAACAGUUUUCCAAUCGGUGGACGCCGUUUUGUCACGUAGCGCAACUCUACCAUGUGACAUAGAACCUGAUAUCAAAGAAGACAGGGUGUACAUGGUCUUAUGGUAUCGUGACGGUCACAGCAGACCGAUAUACAGUUUUGACGUAAGAGGUAGGGCUUUCAACAAAGCUCUCCAUUGGUCCGAUUCGAAGAUGUUCGGUCCGAGGGCGUACUUCGUCACCGUAUCCAGACCAGCAGCUCUAACAUUAGACGGAGUGCAAUUGGACGACGAAGGCGUAUAUAGAUGCAGAGUCGAUUUCAAAGUAUCCCCAACGAGAAAUUUCGCUAUAAACUUAACCGUUAUAGUCCCCCCACAUCAACUUCUCAUCUACGACAAUUCCGGAAGGGACGUGAACCAUACGGUUGGUCCCUUAGAAGAAAAAACCGAUCUCGUAUUAACGUGCGAAGUGAGAGGGGGUCGACCGACGCCGACCGUCUCUUGGUUUAUGAACGAGAGAUUGAUCGAAGGGCACGUAGAAGAAAUAGGCAAUCACAUGAUGGUGAAUAAGUUAAAAAUAAGCGGGGUGACUAGAGAUCAUCUCAAUUCUACUUAUAAAUGUCAGGCUAGCAACACUAAAUUGAUGAUGCCGUCCGAAAAAACGGUCCGGCUUGAAUUAUUACUGAGACCUCUUUCGGUGAACAUCAUCAAUAAACCGAGGGAGCUGGUGGCUAACGAGGAGGUGUCGAUCCAAUGCGAAGUAGAAGGUUCCAGACCGAAGGCUCUGGUUUCUUGGAGCAGAGAUAACAGACCGUUUAGAAGAGGCCGGGUCAACGCACAAGAAAAUGAAACAUCCGUACUAACGACUAUUACGUUCGUACCGGUCCCGGAAGACGAUAAUAGCGUUUUCAAGUGCGUCGGUGAAAAUCCCAAACUUACCGGCGUCGGUUUGGAGGAUUCAUUCAAGUUAAACGUCGUCUAUCCCCCGCAAGUGGUUCUUCAUUUAGGUAAUACUCUAAAUCCAGAAGACAUAAAAGAAGGAGACGACGUUUACUUCGAGUGCAGCAUCAAAGCGAAUCCCAAACAGCACAGAAUCUUAUGGUAUCACGAAGGUCUUCCCGUGAAUCAAAACAUGUCUUCGGGGGUGAUAAUCAGCACCCACAGUUUGGUACUUCAGAAAGUGACGAGGUACCAGAGUGGAUCGUACACGUGUCUGGCGGCUAACGUUAGAGGGGAAACUAUCAGCGAAAUCGUUAAUUUGAGAGUGAGAUACGCCCCCGUAUGCAGUCGAGAUACGGACGUAACGGUGAUCGGAGCAUCCCUCGACGAAAUAAUCACGGUGAGAUGUCAAGUAUCCGCCGAUCCCUCCGACGUCACUUUCGUCUGGCAAUUCAACAACAGCGGCGAAAGUUUCGACGUCUCCCCCGCCAGAUUCGCCACCUCGAGCGGCAACGUCAGCGAAUUAAUGUACACCACGUCGUCUCAAAGAGAUUACGGUACUUUGACGUGUCAAGGUUCCAACAAAAUCGGUCGACAAUUAGAACCGUGCAUAUUCCAGGUGGUACCGGCUUCGAAGCCGAAUCCUUUGACGAAUUGCACCGUUCGUUCGGCGAAUAAUCAAUCUACGGAUAGCGUGGUGGAGGUGGAAUGUCGAGCCGGUUACGACGGCGGUUUGCCGCAACGUUUCGUUCUCGAAGCUUACGACGCUCGUUCUAUGCGAUUGCGAUUGAAUCGAACGACGUUCGAUACGGAAUCGCCGACGUUUCGAUUGGAUAUCGGGGAGUUGUUGCCGUCCCCGCCGUCGUUGAGGAUCGUCGUUUACGCGGAAAAUUCCAAAGGAAAAAGCGAGAAAAUCGUAAUGGACGACAUAUUGUUGAACGACGCCGAAAAACGCACGGACGGAAGCGGCGGCGUUAGUUUGGUACCGUUGGCGGGUUUGUUGACCGGUUGUCUUCUCACUUUGGGUUUGGCGGUAUUGGUGGUCGUCGUGGUGGCGGUGAGGCGGAAACGAGAAUGCGACGGUUGCUCACGUCAUAUAAACAUCGCAGAUGCUGCUUCGAAAACGAGUUCCAAGUCUCGCCGGGGUUCGAUGUUGGAGAUAAAUACGGGGGAUAAUCGAUACGUGGUGGCGUAUACUUUGAAGCCGGCUUCGGAUUGCGGGGCUUCGCCGGAUGCGGUACGGCAGCCGGAUAUUUUGAAUACGCCGAGAGGUGAGUGCGAAUGUCUGUGUCAUUGUAGUAGUCGGCCGAAAUUCUCGACGUUUCGGCGUUUCGAUGACGUGUAGCUUAGUUAGUUCGUAGGUUUGUUUUAUAUAAAUUAUUUAAAUUUAGAGAUAAAGGAAAUGAAAAUGGUAAACGUUUUCCGUAUCAUUUUUUGUUCUUUUUUAUUUCUCGAAAUUCUAAAUACUUUUUAUCGCAUAAUUUCUUUAUCGGACACUUUUUUGACAAUUAUAAGCUUGUCAGACUAUCGGGAAUUGUUUUUAGACAAAUUUUGAUAAUUGUAACUUUUAGACACUGUGGCAUAGACAGAAACUUUUCUGGGAUUAUUUUCCUUGCGAAAAGUCCUUUCUAGAAACUUUUUCAUAUUAGGAAUUUUUACUGGACGCUUUUUGGACAAAAAAAAAAUAAAUUUUGUUUUGAGCCACUUUGUUGGAAAUUGAAACUGUUUUCAAUAUAAUUUGACAGUUACCAUUUUAUUCGGAAAAUUUUGAAUAUUUCCCUCAUUCUCAUUAAUUUGUUUUCGAACAAAUUUUCGCAGAUGUGAAUGUUCCUUUCAAACGAUUACCAAUUUUAUCGGCAUGAAAAUUUAUAUUUUUGUAAAAUUUCGCAUAAAUUGAUUUUGUUUUUUAGAAAAUUUUCCGUUAAACAUUUCCGUAAAAAUAUUUCAAAUUCACUCGGUAAUAAAUCCGGUUAAUAAAGUGGAUAGUAAAUUUAGUGUUUAAUGGAAAAUUUCUUUCGGGAAAAUGUCAUUUUUGCUAUGUUUACGUCCGCUAAAUAGUAACUCGGUAUGGAAUCCGGCUAAUAAAAUGGACGAAUUUUUUUAUUAAUGGCAUUUUCAUCGAAAAUGACGUUUUGAUUGAAAAUAAUGUUUAUAAAAAAAAAAUUAUGAAAGCAUGUAUUUUUUGUAUUAGAAUUUUUUUCUCUCUCGUUUCGCUUCGUUUCUCUUCAGAGUCUUGUUAAACCCGUGCGGCCGAUAUUUCCGUCUACCGUAUACAGGGUAUACCGUAAUUAGCUAUUACUACGAUGACGCGUGGAAAAAAUAUCGGCUGUUCGGGGAAUGGAAGGGAAAAACGCAUGACAAAAAAAACAACAAAAAUUUAUGUUUAUAAAAAUCAUAGUUUCUA